UAAAUUGGGGUAGUAAAAUUAGGUGGCUUUCCCUCACUAUCUCUCUGCAACGCCAUUGAUGGCAGCACUCAAGUAUAUGUGUAUCCCUUCAUUCACCCAUCCAAAUCACAACAUCCAAAGCUCAUUGUGUUUGGUUUAUUAAUAGGAACACCAACACCCAUACAUUGUUCAUUGUUGAGACUGAAAUUGAAUAUAUAUGGAGAUAGAAAUAUCAGCUGCUCCAGAGCUUCGCGGUGGAGCGGCUGUGUUCCUAGCUUGGGAGGACUUGACGGCGCUGCUCCCAAACUCCGGAAACGGCCCCACCAGAAGGCUCAUCAAUGCCUUAACAGGUUAUGCCCUUCCCGGCCGAAUCAUGGCUGUUAUGGGCCCUUCCGCCUCCGGCAAGUCCACUUUUCUAGAUGCUCUUGCAGGCAGGCUUUCUGGAAAUGUGGUCAUGUCUGGGAAAGUUCUUCUCAAUGGAAAAAUAAAAAAGAGUCUUCACUACGGCAAUGUUGCUUAUGUAACGCAAGAAGAUGUGCUAAUGGGGACUCUAACGGUGAAAGAAAGCAUCGCAUACUCAGCAUCCCUCAGGCUUCAAAGCAGCCUUACAAAGCAAGAGAUGGCCGAUAUCGUACAAAACACCAUAGCCGAAAUGGGAUUGGGAGACUGUGCGGAUCACCUCGUUGGAAACUGGCAUCUCAGAGGGAUCAGCGGCGGCGAGAAGAAGAGGCUCAGCAUCGCCCUCGAGAUCAUAACGCAGCCGCGUCUUCUGUUCCUUGAUGAGCCAACCACUGGUCUUGACAGUGCCUCGGCUUUCUUCGUCGUUCAGGCUCUCAGGAGCAUAGCACACCGAGGCAGAACCAUUAUCACCUCCAUUCACCAGCCCAGCACUGAGGUUUUCUCUCUCUUUGAUGAUCUCUUGCUGCUCUCCUCCGGUGAAACCAUCUACUUCGGAGAGGCGGAACCUGCGGUUGAGUUCUUUGCUGAGGCCGGAUUCCCAUGUCCCCAGAUGCGAAGCCCUUCUGAUCAUUAUCUUCGUUGUAUUAACUCAGACUUCGAUUACGUAAACACUGCAUUGAUGGGAUCACAGAGAAUAAGAAAUAUAGAAGAUGGGAUCUCUCCCAAUUUAACAACAACAGAGAUCAGAGCGAGGCUUCUACACAAAUACCAAAAUUCGAAACUCACAGAAAGAGUCCGAGCUAAGAUCAGAGAAUUUUGUGUUACUGAAGGAUUUUGUUAUGAGGAAAGUAGAGGGAGUCAAGCAACGUGGCGUAAGCAACUUAGAACAUUGACAAAGCGUUCCUUCACAAACAUGUGUAGAGAUUUUGGGUAUUACUGGCUGCGUAUUGUUAUCUAUAUAGUGGUGUCUCUUUGUGUGGGCUCAGUCUUCCAUGACGUUGGAUCCGGUUACCAUGCCAUUCUUGCUAGAGGGGCAUGUGGUGGAUUUGUGUCUGGUUUUAUGACAUUCAUGGCCAUUGGAGGCUUCCCAUCCUUCAUUGAAGAAAUUAAGGUAUUUUGCAAAGAAAGGCUCAACGGACAUUAUGGUGUAGGAGUGUUCAUACUAUCUAACUUCAUCUCUUCUUUUCCUUUCUUGGCUGUGAUGUCACUGACUUCGGUGUCUAUCACAUACUCGAUGGUGAAGUACCACCCUGGCUUCUCCCACUUCAUGUACGCUUUCAUCGACCUUCAUCUCUCCGUCUCUGUCGUUGAAAGUUGCAUGAUGGUGGUCGCUGCCCUCGUCCCCAAUUUCUUGAUGGGCGUUGUUGUCGGCGCAGGUUUCAUUGGCAUCAUGAUGGCUACAGCUGGUUUUUUCCGGCUGCUUCCCGAUCUUCCCGUUAUAUUCUGGAAAUAUCCCGUCUCCUACAUCAACUACAUGGCUUGGGGCUUACAAGGGGCCUAUAAAAACGACAUGAUCGGGAUGGAGUUCGAGGGUAUGGUGGCGGGACAGCCGAAACUAAAGGGGGAAUAUGUUCUAACCUCGUUGCUCGGGAUACCAUUAAACCACUCCAAAUGGUGGGAUUUGGGCGCCGUUGCAGCUAUUCUCUUGGCCUACAGACUCCUAUUCCUUUUUAUUCUUAAGCUGAAGGAGAGAGCUAUUCCGGUGUUUCAUACUUACUAUACAAAGAGGACUCUUCACCAUCUCAGACGGCGGCCUUCCUUUCGAAAGGCGCCAGCGCCCUUCUCUUCCAAGAGGCAUCACGUUAUCCAUUCCUUGUCUUCUCAAGAGGGCCUCAAUUCUCCACUUCAUUCAACCUAGCCAGGCUUUGCUUUGCAUUGCUUUGUUUCGUUUACAAUAUACACUCGCAUUUCCACUCUCAGUUAAUAUUAUAGCGAUGCAUAUUAUUUUCUUAGUUUGACGAACCUCUAUCUAGAUUCAAUAUCUAGUGUUCAUAUCACUUCUCUACCUGGUAGCUAAAUGUAUAGGACUUUAUAUGAAUAAUUUUUGUUGCAAAUUAAUUUGUUUUGUCAUAUAACUCAUUGAGAUAUCAGAAAUA
Molecule: messenger RNA, 2474 nt
Organism: Salvia splendens (bonfire salvia)
Lineage: Eukaryota; Viridiplantae; Streptophyta; Magnoliopsida; Lamiales; Lamiaceae
Product: ABC transporter G family member 12
Exons: 9
Coding region: 197-2236 (679 amino acids)
Cellular component (GO): membrane
Molecular function (GO): ATP binding; ABC-type transporter activity; ATP hydrolysis activity
Source: RefSeq, a predicted model, not a curated record